Molecule: messenger RNA, 279 nt
Organism: Aphanomyces invadans
Lineage: Eukaryota; Oomycota; Saprolegniomycetes; Saprolegniales; Verrucalvaceae
Exons: 2
Coding region: 1-279 (92 amino acids)
Source: RefSeq, a predicted model, not a curated record
AUGAAAGCAUCCCUACGGACGCGAAGCCUGACGACGGCGCGUCGUCUGUUUCGGUCUCCCGAACGACGUCGCCAACCGGUGGCGGUCGAUGAGGCGUGGCCGUAUGCCCGUGCGACGUUUACGCCUUUUGUGUCAGUCCAGACGACUGGGAAGAGCCCGAAAGCGGCGGCAGACGAACCGAAUGACGUGGAUAUGGGCCAGGAUGAUGUCGUUGUGCGUAACGCCCCUGCUCUACCGAAAAACCCGACGUUCAAGCGAUCCACGAAAGAAGAACGUUGA